ACUAAAUGGUUUAGUGUCAUGGAAUUCCCCCUCGUGGGUCUGCUGAGUAAGGGGAAGUCUUAAGUGGUUUCUGCCCUAGGAGUUCCCCUAGAAUGAGGAAAGCACCUCAUUCAAAGGUCGGGGGGCGGGCUAAAAGAGGGAGGAACUGAGAUGAUUUAAAAAGUCUCAUUACUGAACAGUGCUGAACCCUUUGCCGUAGUCAGUGGUUCUAACAGUCAUCAGAGAAGACGUAAUUAACAUUUCUUGCUUGGAGAAGCAGAUUUUGCAGGAAGAAGAAAGAACCUUCUCUUUUUUUUUUCUCCCCUUUUUCUUCUGUGGACCAAAAAUACCAAAAUGGAGACCUAAACCCUUAGAAGGGACAAAGUCUAAACUUGGGGAGGUAGUUUUGUGCAUAAAUAAUUAAAAUUAUUGGUACCUAAUGAUUGUUAAAUUUUGAAACAUGGUUCAAUGAUAAGUAGUCUAACAAAAUUAAUGAUAUCUCAUUUUGGCAUAUAGAAAAUAUAAGUGGUCAUUUUAAGGACAUCAGUGUACAGCAAUAAUCCUUUGAAGAUUACUCAGUGCUAUCAGCUAAAAAUGAAUUCUUUAGAGCAAGGGAUUAAUCUCAAAUUUUUUGCGAAGUUAACUAAAUCUUUAAAACAGACAUGUGUCAUGUUAAAGAAGAUUUGUGACUGGAAUGAAAAGUUAAAAGAAAGCAGGGAAGAAGUCAGUGGUGAUACAUGAAAUAGUUGUCUAAACACCUGUAAGACCAAUGAAGACCACAGAAUGAAGGAAUUCUAGAAUUGGAAAGGACCUCAGAGAUUGCUUAAUCCAACUCCUAUACAGUAGAUAAAUUCCUAAGGGGUCAUGUGACUUCUAUUUGAAAGUAUCUAUUGACUCAAAUAACUCACACAAAGCAACUGAACUCUGCCUUCCUGGUAACAUCUAAGAUAUUGUCUGAUCAACAUAGAUUACACUAAGACUAGGAGACAGAUGCUGAAAGGGUCUGAGAUUUAGUUCACUCACAUAGCCAUAGCAAGAGUGAUGGAUGAAAAGUUAAAUUAGAUCAAGAUGGAUUUACUCUUGAAAAAAAAAAAAGAAUGCUACUGUUGUAAAUAUGAUGUAUUUUGUAAAUUUGGCAUUUUUAUUUUCAAGAAAAGUUUGACAAAAUAGAAUUAUUUCUUGAUUAUAGAGAGCUGUGUAAGUAAAACUUUAAAUUGGGUUAACAAUUUAAGACUGGUGGUAUGUUGUUGUCUCUGUAAUGAGAAAUAAUGUAUGUUUCUCACUAUCUGAGGGCCAGAAACACUACAUAUCUCUAAAGGUAGCUUAGCUUAACCAUUAAGUUUCUAUAAUGGCACAUAUUCUAAUUUCAAAGUUAGAUCCUUUUUGAAAGUAUGUGAAAGUCUCUACCAUAAUAAAAUUUAGACUAUCUCUACUAAACAAGUAUCUGGCAUGGAAAAUUACAAAGAAUUUCAUUUCCAGGUUUUUAGCUUCGUAUUAAAAACAUAUAGCUUGCACAAAACUACCUCCCCAGAGAAAGACUUGUCCCGUUUUUGCUCACAAAAUCUCAUGAACAUAUUAGAAAAUAGCAUGUUCUUAUUAAAUAUGAAUACCAGUAACCUAUGUGAAUUGAAAUAUGACUUUUCUUGUGAACUCUACAGAAUGUCUACAUAUUCUACUUUCCCAGUCAACGUUCCAAUCUCAGAAAGGAGUCUUGCUCGAGCUGGAUUUUAUUACACUGGUGUGAAUGACAGAGUUAAAUGUUUCUGUUGUGGCUUAAUGCUGGAUAAUUGGAAACAAGGAGACAAUGCCAUUGACAAACAUAAACAGCUUUAUCCCAGCUGUGCAUUUAUUCAGAAUUUGAUUGCAGUUAACCUGGAAUCUUCUCAGUCCACAUUUUCUUCAUUGAAUAAUGCCACACGUUCAUUAUCUUCCAGUUCAGGACAGAGUGGAUAUUUCAGUGGUUCUUAUUGCAGUUUCCCACUGGAGCCAGUGACUUCCAGAGCAGUUGAGGACUUGUCCCCUUUGAAUGCCAGCCCCUACAGUUAUUCAAUGAGUACUGAGGAUGCCAGAAUUCUAACUUAUCAGACAUGGCCAUUGACAUUUCUGUCACCAUUAGAUCUGGCAAGAGCUGGUUUUUACUACAUAGGACCUGGAGACAUGGUAGCUUGCUUUGCUUGUGGUGGGAAACUGAGUAAUUGGGAGCCAAAAGAUGAUGCCAUGUCAGAACAUCGAAGACAUUUUCCUAACUGUCCUUUCCUGGAGAAUCACAUCCGAGAAACAUCAAGGUUCAGUGUUUCCAAUCUGAGCAUGCAAACCCAUGUAGCCCGUAUGAAAACCUUUGUGACCUGGCCACCUCAAAUUCCAGUUCAUCCAGAGCAGCUUGCAAGUGCUGGCUUUUAUUAUGUGGGUUGCAAUGAUGAUGUCAAAUGCUUUUGCUGUGAUGGUGGAUUGAGAUGCUGGGAAUCUGGAGAUGAUCCUUGGGUGGAACAUGCCAAAUGGUUUCCAAGGUGUGAGUACUUGAUCGAAAAUAAGGGACAACAAUUCAUCAAUCAAAUUCAGGCUAGCUAUCCUCAUCUUCUUGAACAGCUGCUAUCUACAUCGGGUACUCCAGUGGAUCAAAGUGCUGCGCUACCAAUUUAUUUUGGGCCAGCAGAAAAUCAUUCAGAAGAUGCAGUCAUUAUGAAUACAUUUGUUGUCAAAGCAGCUUUGGAAAUGGGCUUUAAUAGAAGACUAAUAAAACAGACAGUUCAGAAUAAAAUCUUAACAAGUGGAGAAAACUACAAAACAAUCAGUGAUCUUGUAUCAGAUUUACUUAAGGGAGAAGAUGAAACAAAGGAAGAGGAAAAAGAAGCUAAAGAAAUAGAAUCAGUGGAAAAGAACAUAAAGUAUAUUCCAGCACCAGAUGUUUCAGACUUGUCAGUAGAAGAACAGUUGAGGCGAUUACAAGAAGAAAGAACAUGCAAAGUUUGUAUGGACAAAGAAGUAUCAGUUGUCUUUAUUCCUUGUGGACACCUAGUAGUUUGCAAAGAAUGUUCACCUUCUCUAAGAAAAUGCCCUAUUUGUAGAAGUACAAUCAAGGGUACAGUUCGUACAUUUCUUUCAUAAAGAAAAAUAAUCUUCCAAACUUUUAUAGCUAAGGAUUUGAAAUAUCUUAAAACUUCAAAAGCAAAGAUUGUUAUUUGUACCUGCUUAAUGAAGUCUAUUCCCUCUCUCCCACCAAAAAUAAAUUAUCAUAUUGAAUUUAUUACUCUUUGUCAUAAGAUUGGGAGAAUAGGGAGUUGAGAAGAUGGCAGGAGAUAUCACAGUUUACUCCUGAACAAAGAAAUAUAAAAUAUUAGAGGGGUUGUAAUAAUUUCAUGCUUCACAGGUAUGCAAUUUGUAAAUAAACUUUUAAGAGUUUUUAUAACUGAAAAA
Messenger RNA from Antechinus flavipes (yellow-footed antechinus), 3393 nucleotides. Its product is annotated as baculoviral IAP repeat-containing protein 3-like. Gene Ontology annotation, molecular function: cysteine-type endopeptidase inhibitor activity involved in apoptotic process; ubiquitin protein ligase activity. Gene Ontology annotation, cellular component: spindle microtubule; cytoplasm; nucleus. Gene Ontology annotation, biological process: positive regulation of protein ubiquitination; regulation of cell cycle; negative regulation of necroptotic process. The coding region runs from base 1429 to 3084 and encodes 551 amino acids. The transcript is spliced from 8 exons. The record is from RefSeq and is a predicted model, not a curated record. Lineage: Eukaryota; Metazoa; Chordata; Mammalia; Dasyuromorphia; Dasyuridae.